Molecule: messenger RNA, 717 nt
Organism: Aspergillus viridinutans
Lineage: Eukaryota; Fungi; Ascomycota; Eurotiomycetes; Eurotiales; Aspergillaceae
Exons: 3
Coding region: 1-717 (238 amino acids)
Source: RefSeq, a predicted model, not a curated record
AUGAUCGAAGUCCGAUCCUGCAAUACCAUGCUCUCGAGGUUCAUCCCACCACUCUACACCGGUGCCGCAGUUUGUCACGAAUCAUCCACGCACGCAGGAGACGCGGUCUGCGCUUUCAACGGCACGGGAUACUCAGUCGACGGCAAGAUCUCUCAUAUCCCCGAGACAACCCUCUGCGGGACCUGGGAAUCACCCCUCUUCGCCCUUGGUAGAAACUGCGAUGAAGGAAGUAUUUCGACACAAAUGCGGGCUGGCAUCGACGCCGUACACGUCUCUGAGACUCCCCGCCUGAAGAGAGGCAUCAAUACCCUCCUCCCAUCUCCGGCGUCGCUUGACGGAAGAGUCUGCUCCCUACCAUACAACCCAUGGAAUCUGGGCGAUUGUGUCGACGGUACGGCGGUGACUGCGGUGCCGGUUCUACAGGUGGUUGUUUCCGAUGGUGCGGAGCGUCAGCGUGUAUCUGCAUCUUCGGGAUAUGGGGUGGCGAGUGCCUCUCCGAGUAGGGCCAGUUCCAUUGCUGUGGUGUCUUCGGCUGUGUCUGGUGCGAGUCCUGCGUCGAGUGGGUGGCCUGUGAGCUCGAGUGAUGCCACUGCGACGGGUGCUGUUAACGUCGGGUCGGGGAGAAGUAUGGUGUGCGAUGGGGCUUGUUGGAGUAUGCUGCUGCUUGUUUCCCUGCGGGUGGUGGGUCAUGUUUUGUUGAUGCUUGGGCAGGUUUAG